Molecule: messenger RNA, 2372 nt
Organism: Poeciliopsis prolifica (blackstripe livebearer)
Lineage: Eukaryota; Metazoa; Chordata; Actinopteri; Cyprinodontiformes; Poeciliidae
Product: gastrula zinc finger protein XlCGF57.1-like
Exons: 3
Coding region: 370-1995 (541 amino acids)
Biological process (GO): regulation of transcription by RNA polymerase II
Molecular function (GO): DNA-binding transcription factor activity; RNA polymerase II cis-regulatory region sequence-specific DNA binding
Source: RefSeq, a predicted model, not a curated record
CGGACCAGCUCGGUUUAGCUUGACUGGCUAUAUCCCGACGAAAGACGCUUGUUUGUGUGAAAUAUAUGUGAUAAAAACGUCCUCACUGAAUCUCCCAGACCAUCUCGGGAAGGAUGUCGCUUUUACUUGUUUGCUGUGAAGCUCUGUGAUUAUUUCCAGCCGACAUUUGCAGCUCGUUAUACGGAGCACCAUGGAGCUAAAGCAGCAGAGAGGAAAGACCUGGUUAUCGUUUGUGGACACUUCCUCCUUCAUUGUGAUCCAGCUGAGGACAGAGAGACUGGAGGCAGUUUCAGAGUGAACCCAGAAAGACUGACCCAAGCAAAAUAACUGAAGACCCAUCUUAUAUGGAGAAUCUCAAGUGGAGCGAGGAUGUCUGAGAUGAUGAAGGGUGAAGCAGAUGAACCUGGAGGGUCCAGUUUGGAGGCUCCCAUUUCUGCAGGAUCCACAUCAGAACUGGAGGAGGAAACACAAGACAAGAAAGAUCUCAUGUUGCCACUCCAUCAGAUGUUGGUGAUUAAAGAGGUUCCUCAUGACUGGACCCCCAGUUUGAGCCAGCAGGACCCGGUCAGCCCCCUCAUAAAGGAGGAAGAGGAAGAUUUGUGGAUCAGUCAGGAGGAAGAGCAACUUACUGUGAAGAUUGAAGAUGAAGAGAAACCUGAAUUAUCAGUGAUGUAUUGCAACAAAAUUGAAGACAACAUGGAGGCGGCAGCUUUAACCACUUGGUCAGUUGAACAGAUGGAAACAGAAUCUAAUGGAGAAGACUGUGGAGGACCAGAACCAGACAGGAACCAAGAUCCAGUAGACUCUUGUCAAGAAAAUAAGAAAAAUGUUAAAUUAGGUACAAGAGGCAGAAGAGCUAAGAGUUCCAAACAUACAGCUCAGACUGGAGUCCAUGUAAGAGAGGAGCUAUACUGUUGCAGUGUUUGUGGUAAACGUUUCAAACAUAAGACUUCUGUUAAAAUCCAUAUGAUGAUUCACACUGGAAAGAGAACACAUUACUGUGCUCUUUGUGGUAAAGGAUUUAUUGGAAAGUGCCGUCUUCAGACACACAUGCGACUCCACACUGGAGAGAAACCAUUUGUAUGUGAGUAUUGUGGUAAAGCGUUUCAUGCAAAGAACUUUCUUAAGACUCACGCAAUAAUCCAUUCAGAAGAAAAACCUUUUUCUUGUGAGGUUUGCGGUAGAAGAUUUCAUAGGAAGGAUAGUAUUAAACAGCACAUGAGGAUCCACACGGCAGAAAAACCAUUUGUCUGUAGUGUUUGCAACAGAACGUUUGCACAAGAUGUUGUUCUAAAGAGACAUAUGCAUGUUCACACAGGACAUAAGCAGUUUACCUGUAGUGUUUGCAGUAAAGGUUUUUCCCAACAAAAUGUUCUCCAGAGCCACCUGCGCAUUCACACAGGAGAGAAACCAUUUAUUUGUAGCGUAUGCAGUAAAGGAUUUUCCUUACAAAAUGUACUGAAGAGACACAUGCGUAUUCACACUGGUGAAAAACCAUUUAUUUGUAGCGUCUGUAGUAAAGGAUUUUCACGACAAGAGAAUCUGAGGAAUCACGCCCGUGUUCACACUGGAGACAGACCGUUCGUUUGCACUGUUUGUUCGAAAAGAUUUUCUCGACAAGGAUAUUUGAAAAAACACAUGGAAGUUCACGCUUCGCCGUUUAGCUGUAGUGAGUGUAGUGAACGCUUUGUGAAAGAAAUCCAGUUGGAGCGACACAUGAGGCUUCACACAGAGGAGAGGCCAUUUAGCUGUGACGUCUGUAAAAACAGAUUUUUUCGGAUGUGUCAUCUUAAAAACCACUUGCGAGUACAUUCAGGAGAAAAACCAUAUGUUUGCAGUGUUUGUUGUAAAGCAUUUUCGCAACAGAUCAUUCUAACAAGGCACAUGCAUGUCCACACAAGAGAGAAGCCGUUUGUUUGCAGUGUUUGCAAUAAAUCGUUUUCACGACGCGGAGAUCUGAAGAGCCACAUGCAUGUUCAUGAAGAGUGCAACUAAUUGUGUUUUUGAAAAACACAUUUCCACUUUAGUUAGUUGUGCUUAAUGUGAUUUAAGGGGCGUGUGCCUUAAAUCACAUUAAUUGUUAUUCAAUUUCAAUGUUAUUCUUGGACUGAAAUUUGUUGAAGGGCUUUUAUUGAAAGCACUCACUGCAUUGAGUGUUUCAAUAUUUGAGGCUGAUUUCAUCUCAUGUUCUCAUUUUUAGUAAUCCACUUGAAAUGUUACAUAUCAUCUGUUCAUAUUUUUAGUUUUAUGCGACAUGGCCGAAAUAUUUGUUUUGGUGCUUCAGGUUCAAAUCAUUCAUAGUGUGUGUACAUAAUCUACUGUUUUGAAAUAUACUGAAACCUAUUAAAUACAUAUUUCUAAGUCUAAGUAUG